This is a messenger RNA of Penaeus monodon (black tiger shrimp), 4120 nucleotides long. RefSeq lists its product as uncharacterized. The record is from RefSeq and is a predicted model, not a curated record. Bases 612 to 3320 code for a protein of 902 amino acids. Lineage: Eukaryota; Metazoa; Arthropoda; Malacostraca; Decapoda; Penaeidae. The transcript is spliced from 10 exons.
UGAUAUUCGACGAGAAACUAUACGUCGCUCCUGUUUGUGAAUGUCUGACUUAUGAGAUAACCACAGAAGGCGCUGUGGGAUACGGACGCAGAUCACUUCUUAAUCUAGACGACUCGGCGAAAAGUGUCGAGUUUGUUGACGUUUCUGUUUAUGUUUUGUUGGCGAUUUUAAUUCGGAGAAAGUGGUUUGUGACUUGACAACUCGAUGAACGAGAAGAGGAAAGAAGUGGUGUAAUGAUGUGAUAAGUGUGUGUACUUGAAGGAAAAGGAUAAGAUUAAAACAAAGGAGAAGUAAGUGAGGAGAGGACGAAGUGUGGAGAACGAAAUACAUACUAGUGCAUAAUUUGUGAAUUGAAACACGAAAAAGAAACAACCAUGGAGAAGACGCUAAUUUGACAGAAAAAAAAUUAUUAACGUGAAAUGAUAGAAGACGCGCAAUAAUGCCAAUGAAGGACAAAUAGCUGUCGGAAGAGAGCCAAAGCAACAGCCAUUAAAUGCGCCAGUGACAGUGUGAUCGUUGCAACAGAGCGGAAGACGAGCCUUACGCACAGCGACACAAGGCCUAAAAUGACCAUCACGCCGUUAUAGGCAGAGCCAGAGGAGUUCGAAGUGAUGUCUGGUGUCAGUUUACGCCGAUGGAAGCGCCCUCUUGGUGGCAUUGUUGUCAGCAGUGCCAACAGCAGGAGCAACGGCAGGAUGGGGGGGCCGCUGCACUGCCUGCUGCAGCGCCUCCCGCUCGUGGUCCUCCUGCUGGGCGCCCUGCCUGCUGCGCUCGCCGAAGGAGAGCAGUGCGGGCGCCCGGGCCGCCCCGUGAAUGGCACGGUGUCCACGUCAGGCCGCUUCUACUUCCCCGGCGAGCGCGUGGCCUACAAGUGUCUGGAGGGCUUCGUGCUCUUCGGCGCCGACGAGAGGACGUGCCACAAGAACGGCACUUGGAGCGACGAGGUGCCGCUGUGUGACUUCAACCUGGCGCGGGGCAAGCGGGCGCUGCAGAGUGCCACGCUGUGGUCGUACGUGCCCGAGAUGGCGGUCGACGGCAACCCCGACACCUGCUCCUUCACCCCCCGCGGCCCCGACCCCCGCUGGUGGCAGGUGCACCUCGGCCACAAGUUCAACGUCAUGAGCGUCGGCGUCACCAUCAGCCCAGGAUCCUUCCAGGAGUUCACCAUCUACGUCAUCGAACUGCUGACGGAUAACAAGGCGCUGUACAAACCCUGCACGACAUUCAAGGGUGUGUUCCAGACGCACAAGGCCAUCUUCCAGUGCAACGACGGCCUGGGCCACCCCGGCCAGUUCGUGUACAUCCGCGACGACCGGGAGGAGCAGGAGUACUUCGGGCUGUGCGAGGUCGAGGUCUUCGCCUUCAGGGAGCGCAUCCCCUGCGGCGAGCCGGAGGUGCCCGUCGAGGGCGAGGUGGAGCGCGAGGGCGAGACCAAGGCUGUGUACACCUGCCGCGCCGGCUUCCGGCUGGAAGGCGACCCCGUCCUCACCUGCUCCUCCAAGGGCAAAUGGGAGGGCCAGGCGCCCAGGUGCAAGGAGUCCCAGUGCCCCCCUCCGGGCCACAUCAGCCACGGCUUCAUCGAGGUGGCCAACUUCCGGGGCGUGUACGGCUACGGCACGGUGGCCACGUACAGCUGCAACCCUGGCUACGUGCUGCAAGGCAACAGCACGCGCACCUGCGACCACUCGGGCAAAUGGACGCUCGAGCCGCCCUCGUGCCAAGCUGUGACGUGCGGGCCGCCGCCGGUCUUCGCCAAUGCCCGCUACACCCUCCUCAACGGGUCCACGCACUGGAACGGCAUCGCCGUCUACUCCUGCGCCGACGGCUACAGGCUGCAUAGAGACACGGGCGACACCGUUUCCACGUGCAUGGACAGCGGCAGCUGGAAGUUCAUCAACGUCACGUGCAUCCCCGUGGAGGUGCCGGCGACAGCAGCGGGCGUGCGGCGAGGCAGUGGGCGUGCGCUGACAUUUGACCAGGACGCUGCGGGCGCGGCCGAGCCGCAGGGCACGCAGGGCCUGGUGGUUGCCUUGGCCAUCAUGGCGGGCCUUCUGACGGCGGCCAUGCUGGUCGUGGGCGUCCUCCUGGCGCGGCGCCACCUCAUCUCCGGCCCCGGGUCGCUGCGCUCGCUGGUGCGCUCCUCGCCCACCAAGGACGCCACGCUCUACGGCGCCAUGGUCGGUCCGCGCCACCACGACGUCUCCAACACCGUUAGCGCCAGCAGCGUCGCCGGGACCACGCCCAGCUCCCUGGGCCCCGCGGGCGGCCCGGGCGCGCCUCCGCCUAGGGGCGCGCUCUUCCAGCAGAACCUGCUGGCCAACCUGCCGCUGCGGCCGCCCGACCAGCACAGCCUCGCCGGCAGCCAGGGCACCGCCGUCACCGCCUCCGAGCUCGACGACGACCCCAACUACGCGCAGAUCCCCGGCCAGGAGCCGCCGUACGAGCGCGUGCGCACGCGCUCCGAGCACAGCUACGAGACGCUGCGCAAGAAGAGCUUCGCGUCCGACCUGGACAGCGAGGCCGGCAGCGUGCUGGACGACAAGGACAGCGUGGGAUACGAGUCCCUGAAGGACGCCAAGGGCAAGGACUCGGGCUACGAGACGGUCAAGGAGAAGGACCACGACUACGAGACGGUCAAGAGCAAGGAGCCCGGCUACGAGACGCUCAAGGGCGCGGCGGACCACGGCUACGAGACGGUGCGCGAGGCGGGGCCGCGGCACCACGGCUACGAGACGCUCAAGCCCAAGCCUCCGCCGCCCAGGACGGAGGGCAGCGCCGGCGAAGGCGAAGACACGGUGCCGGACAUCCUGCAGAACCUGUCGAGCGGCGCCCAAGGCGGCGACGUGCCACCAGAGAUCAUGGCGCUCUACGCCCGCGUCGACAAGACCAAGAAGCGCCGCCGCGCCGCCGCCAGCGACUCCGACAGCCCGCUGCCGAGCGCGGCGAGCUCCCCGACGCCUCCUGACGCCGAGAACCCCCCCUCCUCGCCGAGCGUCAGCAGCGACUUCAGCCACGCCCCCACGAGCUCCGGCGUGAGCAGCGCCUCCGCCCACUCGCCCGUGUGCCCCAGCAUCAGCAGCACCAGCAGCACCGCCAGCAUCAGCGAGCCACCCACGGACGUGAGCUUCGUGAGCGAGUCGAGCGCGCCGGCCGCCGGGGCCCAGGCGGCGCGAGAACUCAUCCGCAAGUUCAACCGCCUCACCAGCGACGAGGAGGCGCCCUUCCCGCGCAGCCGCCAGGGCAGCGUCGCCAGCGACACGGGCAGCCUGCGCCCCCUGCCGCCCCUGCCCAAGGACAGCAACUCGCCCACGACUCCCUGAGGGAGGGAGGCCAGCCACUGACGGCCCCUGGGCGUGGAGAGUCCCGAGAGAUUGCCUCGAGAUCAAAGAGAAAAAAAGAAAUCUGGUCUGCUUGAGGCCGAGGCAGGACUCGGAUAUGAAAGAAAAGUUGUGAAAGGCUUUCCUCGCAUAUUGCGUGACACAGUACGUUGCACUGAACACAAUACGAGAAACUGAUUCACUUUGCAGGUGAUGUGAUGUGGCUACUCGUCAAACCCAGAUUGUGGUUCAGGAAAUUCAGAUACGAAAGACAGUUUUGCUAAGAAGCUAUAUCGUCUUCAUAAAUGUAGUGGAGGAUCAGCCGUUUAUUGCUUCAGAAAAUAUAUAUUUAAAAUCUAUAUUGAGAGAUUCCAGUGAUUACUGCAUAGUUGUAUGUAACCUUGUAUAAUUGUAUAAAAGUGAUAUCAUAGUAUGUUAGAUUUUGGUUUUGUAUAAGUUAAAAGCGACUGUGUUAAUACAAUGUUAAUAUGAUGCACAUAUGCCUGCACAGUAAUAUUCAUAAUAUACUUUUAUGAACUAAUUUCUUUUAACAGAGUAUACUGUCUUCUUUUGUUUUGGUAAAAUAUACAGGAGACAUGGACAAUAGAAAAAAAAAACGUGGUUAUGUUAGUUCUCUUUGUAUUCAGAGACAUGGUUAUUCCUAGCAAACCAUACAGUGGUAUACUGCAUGAACUAACACAAACACACACCAAACACACACAAACACCCACCAAACACCCACCCACAAACACACACACACACACACACACACACACACACACACACACACACACACACACACA